Messenger RNA from Pelobates cultripes (western spadefoot toad), 582 nucleotides. The record is from the annotation of a GenBank genome assembly. NCBI's taxonomy places the organism in Eukaryota, Metazoa, Chordata, Amphibia, Anura, Pelobatidae.
AUGGCGGAGGAGCUCAGCCCCACUUCACGUGGCAUGCUGCAGCCACAACACAGCAAAGACAAGCAAACAGCAAAAGGGAGAAAGAGGGCGAACCAUGGCACAAGCAAUACCCUUGCCACUCCACCCAAACACACCCAGGAGUUCUUUGACCGACUCUGCUCCAGUUUAUGGUCACAACUCCGGCAUAAGGUUCGGCCCUUUAAAGAAGCAGUCCAAGUAAUAGCAUUAUGGGUCCGACCAGCUACCAGGCGGCAACUUUCUAUGUACCCACAGCGAGCCCCCAGUGCGGCCUCCAGAAGGGGACGAAGGCAGAGAGCAAAGCAACGAGUGGCGAUGGAUUGCCCCUCGGUCGCCAGCACUCUUCCUCUCAAGCGACCACAAGCGGCGGAGGAGGCCCCCGAACAAACGCCUGCACAGCCCCAACAAAGCCUCACCUCACACAGACAAGAUGGCAACCGAGCUCAAGCGAUGGCUCACAACCGGAAUGGCACAGCCGCUGCACAGGAGACAACCCCUACACAGAAAGCCGCGAACAGCUCACAGACCUACACUGAAAGCCUGCCGACCUCUGGUAUCGGGUAA